Messenger RNA from Silurus meridionalis, 896 nucleotides. It is a transcript of the gene tnni2a.2, whose product is annotated as troponin I type 2a (skeletal, fast), tandem duplicate 2. Gene Ontology annotation, cellular component: troponin complex. Lineage: Eukaryota; Metazoa; Chordata; Actinopteri; Siluriformes; Siluridae. Gene Ontology annotation, biological process: muscle contraction. Bases 122 to 661 code for a protein of 179 amino acids. The record is from RefSeq and is a predicted model, not a curated record. The transcript has 7 exons.
UGCAAUAUAUAACUUCUUUGCUCUUCAGCUGCCUCUGUCUCUGCCUGACAGUAGCUCAUCAGCACUUUACGAGUCUCUGUGUUCUCUUCUGUCUGCAAGGGAACAAAGACAAGCAGCCAACAUGACUGAAAACAAAAGGACAUCCAUGAAUCGGAAACACAGCCUGAAGAGCUUAAUGCUUCAGGUUGCAAGAGACUUGUUAGAAGCUGAAGCUGAAUUGAAAGUGCAAGAGAGGAAGAAGUAUAUGGAAGAGCACUGCCCUCCUCUUUGUUUACCCCACAGCAGAGAGGAGUUACAGGCACUAUGCAAAGAUUUACAUGAAAAGAUCAUUGUUAUUGAUGAAGAACGAUACAAUCUGGAGCACAAAGCCAAAAUGGUUGUGGAUGAAGUUAAAGAUUUAAACAUAAAAAUUGUAGACCUCAAAGGCAAGUUCAAAAAACCUCCUCUGAAGAAAGUGCGUAUGUCAGCUGAUGCUAUGCUUCAGGCUUUGCUUGGCUCCAAACACAAGGUCAACUUGGACCUGAGGGCCAACCUGAAACAAGUGAAGAAGGAAGUCAAGGAGGAGGAUAAGGAACUGCGUGAUGUUGGUGACUGGCGUAAGAGUAUUGAAGACAAGGCUGGCAUGGGUGGAAGGAAAAAGAUGUUCGAAACUGAAGCUUGAAUGCAUAGACCAGACAUGUCUUAGUGAAAAAGUAUAAAAGUACUUAGGAUAAAAGUUCACAGUUUGCCAGUUGUAAUGCUGACUCUAUAUAUUUACACUAUUCACAAGUCAACUAUUAAAUUCUUUUUUUUUUUUUUUUUUAAAUCAAGAAACUGUUCUAAUUCUAUAACCAGCAUUGUGCCUUUGUAAAUGUGCACAGAGAUGAUGUUUACCAAAUAAAUGCAUCACGUUGAUG